UAACCUUAUCGUCGCGAUAGAAUAUUGUUCAUGAUCCUUCUCCAAUCUCCUCCAGGAAUGCCCAUAGAUUCCGAUCCGACGACCCUCUCUCCUUCCAUUCUGCCGCCUUCCUCCUCACCCCGUCGCCUCGAUCACCCGUCCUUGCGGAGCUCGGCAGUCACCCCCAUCCCCCAUGUGACCUCCGCCAUCCUCGCGUUCGUCGCCUGGUCCGACAGCCGCGGGGCGCCCACCAUCGGAACGCCGCAUGAUAGGCUCUCCAGCAUCGAGUUCCACCCGCAGUGGGUCACGAAGCAGCCCACCGCGGUAUGGGACAGCGCUUUCACCUGCGAGCACCACUCGACCACCAGACCUUGUUCCCCUCCUCCCUCCAGCUCCACGCCCGCCUCCUACCUGUUGUCUCGCCGUACCACCAACAGGUAUGGCCUCCUGUUCUGCGCCAGGCCCGCUGAGAGUUCCACCAGCUCCCGCUUCGUGAAGUAGUGCAAGCUUCCGAAGGAGACGUACACCACCGACCGCUGCGGCUUCGAGUCCAGCCACUCCACGUAUCUCUUCUCGUCCGGCUUGCCGGUGCUUGGAUCGGACUCUUUUAGGUUCAUGAGAGUUUCCCUUUUUCAAUGGAAAGGAUCUGCCCCUGAUUCUCGGACCAUUGGUUCAGAAAACCAGCAGAGUUCAGUUGUUUUUCCGAAAGGGAAUCCGAUCCCAAGUGUCAAAGCUCUUGCAUUUUAUAGAUCUAGUGCUUUCACAGUUGAUGCUGUGUAUGCUGAUGUGGGUGACAUGCAAGUUCCAGCAAAAAUUAGCACAUACACAAUUGGUCCUUUCCAGACCAGCAAAGACGAGCGUGCUAAGUUAAUAGUUUCUAUUGAAUCUCCAUGGAAUUGUUUCUAUUGAGCCAGCCACUAUGUUGGAAGAAGAGGAAGUUGAAGUUGCAACAUCGGACGUGGCAGAGCUGACAAAGUAAUCUAUGGACAUGGAUGAAGCAACAAAUGCUUCCUCAAAAACUGAAAAUGAUGUAGACGUGCAGGAAGCUAAUGGAACCACUGACAAUUCUAGUGAUGGGGUCGAGAAUGGGGCACCAGAGGCCGGGGAAAAGCCUGUUCAGAUGGAUACAGAUUCGAAGGUAAUAAAUGAAUGUGGAGAAGCAGAAGCAUGGUUAUGGGAGAAGAAACAGCAGCAGGAUGCUUUACCUAAAUAUGCCAAUCCAGUUCUUCUUUCUCGAGAUCUAAAGAGAAAAGCUGAGACACUAGACAGGUUUUGCAAGCCGAUAAUGACAAAGCUGAGGCCACCUCCAGCCAAGCCACAGCCUUCUCCAACUGAGACACCACCAGCUCAACCUCAAACGGCUGAGCAGCAGCAAGCGACCGAUGGAAGCAGUCAGACACCACCUAUCUUUACACUACAUUGUUACUAUGUUAUAGUGAUAGUGCAAUAUAAAUAAAUGCAGUUCAGUUUGA
This is a messenger RNA of Musa acuminata AAA Group (dessert banana), 1451 nucleotides long. Its product is annotated as heat shock 70 kDa protein 15-like. NCBI's taxonomy places the organism in Eukaryota, Viridiplantae, Streptophyta, Magnoliopsida, Zingiberales, Musaceae. Gene Ontology annotation, biological process: protein folding. Gene Ontology annotation, cellular component: nucleus; cytosol. The coding region runs from base 962 to 1435 and encodes 157 amino acids. The record is from RefSeq and is a predicted model, not a curated record. The transcript is spliced from 6 exons.